Messenger RNA from Chrysochloris asiatica (Cape golden mole), 633 nucleotides. RefSeq names its product phospholipase A2, group IIF (gene PLA2G2F). NCBI's taxonomy places the organism in Eukaryota, Metazoa, Chordata, Mammalia, Afrosoricida, Chrysochloridae. The transcript has 5 exons. The coding region runs from base 1 to 633 and encodes 210 amino acids. The record is from RefSeq and is a predicted model, not a curated record. Gene Ontology annotation, molecular function: calcium ion binding; phospholipid binding. Gene Ontology annotation, biological process: lipid catabolic process; arachidonate secretion; negative regulation of T cell proliferation.
AUGGCAGAUGGGGCACGGGCCAACCCCAAAGGGUUCAGGAAGAAGGCGCUGGGUAGACAUUGCUCUGGAUGUGCAUCCUCUUGCUUCAGGGCCUCCUCUGCUUGGAGAACCUCCAGAUCUAACCUGGGUAUGAAGAAGCUCUUCGCCAUCAUCAUCCUGGCAAGCAGCAUUUUGCCCACUGCCCAGGGCAGCCUGUUCAACCUCAAGACCAUGGUGGAAGCCAUCACGGGGAGAAACGCCAUCCGGGCCUUCGUGGGCUACGGCUGCUACUGUGGGCUGGGGGGGAGAGGCCUGCCCAUGGAUGGGGUGGACUGGUGCUGUCAUGCCCAUGACUGCUGCUACCAGAAGCUCUUCGAUCUGGGCUGCCACCCCUACGUGGACCAUUAUGACUACACUAUUGAGAAUGAUACAAUUGUCUGCAGCGAGCUCAACAAGACAGAGUGUGACAAGCAGACGUGUGAGUGUGACAAGAAUGUCGUUCUGUGCUUUCCAAACCAGAAAUACAACGAGGAGCAUCGCAGCUACCUCAACAUCUACUGCCAGGGCCCCACCCCCAACUGCAGUAUCUAUGAGCCACCCUUUGAAGGGGUCGCCUGUGGACAUAUCUUCCCAGCAUCCCCUGCACCUCCCUAG